ACGGUGUUUGCACUGAAUCAUCUGUUGUCUUUCUAUCCGUUUGGUAAGAGUAAAGGACACUUUUCUCAUGAGAAAUGGGCCGCUAUAGCGGGAAAAGCUGUCGCCUGGUGUUCAUGCUGACCAUGACCAGUGUGUUUUUCUUGGCCGAGAUCGUGGCCGGUUACGCCGGGAACUCCAUAGCGCUGGUGUCGGACUCGUUUAACAUGCUGUCCGACAUCAUCUCUCUCUCGGUGGGUCUCGUGGCGGCGCGCGUUCGUCACCGCUCCUCUUCUGCGCGCUGCACGUACGGGUUGGUGCGCGUCGAGGUGCUGGGCGCGCUGGCGAACGCCGUGUUCCUGGCCGCCAUCCGCUUUUCCGUGUCGGCCCAAGCGCUUGAGCGGCUCGCAAAGCCCGAGGCCAUCGACAACCCCGCUCUAGUGCUUGUUGUCGGCAGCAUCGGACUCUGUAUCAACGUGGUGGGACUGCUUGUCUUUCAAGACUGGAGAUGCCUGUGCAGGAAAGGAGCGCGCACGACGCACCGCGACAGCGAACCGAAGAGCGACACGGACACAGAAGCAGGUUUCCAGCCGACAGAUUCAGAUGAAGUGGAGGAAUUUGAGGAUGAAGGCCACCACCUUAACAUGAGAGGAGUGCUACUCCACAUGCUAAACGAUGCUCUAGGAUCAGUGGUGGUAGUGGUGACCUCAGCUCUGUUCUAUGUGUGGCCCAAGGCCCAGGAGGCUCCAUGUAACUGGCAGUGCUAUGUGGAUCCAAGUCUGACACUGGUCAUGGUGGCCAUCAUCAUGCCCACUGCCAUUCCCCUGGCUCGAGAAGCAGCAACCAUCCUGCUGCAAAUCAUCCCUCGAGACAUGCCCUUCAACAGAGUCUUGCAAGAAGUGUGCAGUCUUCCCGGGGUCCUGAGUGUGCACGACUCGCACCUGUGGGAGCUGACAAAGAGUCGUUACGUAGCCUCGAUGCACGUGCGAGUCUCCACCGAGCUCCACAGCUCUCUCAGUGGAAUCAAAAUGCUCCAUCAGCAGAUCAGGGAUGUCCUCCAUCACGUCGGCAUCCACAGCGUGACCAUUCAACUGGAAUUUGGCGACGGAAGCCUGGAGAAGACCUACUGUAGCACUCCGUGUUCAUCCCCCUUCUGCCUGAAAGUCUCCUGUUGCCCUCCUGAUGUCGCUGGACUUCCAUUGUAUAAAGCAAACCAGUUCCCUCAGCACAGAGAAUUCCCCGUAGACAUGUACGAAACAAGCAGCGCACUUAAAGUACAAGUGCCAACACAUUCCUACACAGCCACAAAGUUGUAACAGCCACAUGACCAAAAUAAUCAGUGGACACUUCUUUUUGACAUGUAUGGUUUGUACAGAUGAUUCCUAAUGAAAUUCCAGGACUUUCAAGGACUUUUCAAGCCCUAUUUUUUAUUAUUAUUAUUUUUUGAACGUCAUAUUAUGAGUCUUUGGGGAGAAAAAAAAUGUUAUUUCAAGGAAAGCACAAGAGAUAAUAUUGCAAGUUUUUACCUUUUUUCUCCCCCCAAUACUGUUGUUUAAAACCUUGAUGCUUUUGGCCUAAUGUGAUGCAACAUGAAGGUACACGUCAACACGUCAUCGAGCAAGAUUGAGUCACAGAUGACGAGAAGUUCUCAGAUGUAUAGGGGAGCAAAAUUACAUGUACAUUCACCCUUUCCUUUUUUUUUUUUAAAUCUCUGUAUUGUAAGAUUUUUAAAAACUGUCUUGGUAUAUAUUAUUCAUAAAGCUUUAAAGAAAUAUUACUGUAACUGUUUAUAUAAUUGUUUUGUAAAGCACUUUUGUUUUUGUUUUUUUAAGAUAAACACAAUGAUUAUUACCGAUACAACAUAUGGCCAAAUGUUUGUGGACACCUGACCAUCACACCCAUAUGUGCUUUUUGAAGAUCCAAUUGAUCCUUUGCAGUUAUAAUGAUCUCCAUUCUUCUG
Messenger RNA from Ictalurus punctatus (channel catfish), 1936 nucleotides. RefSeq names its product zinc transporter 10. Gene Ontology annotation, biological process: manganese ion transport; zinc ion transmembrane transport; intracellular zinc ion homeostasis. Gene Ontology annotation, molecular function: zinc ion transmembrane transporter activity. The record is from RefSeq and is a predicted model, not a curated record. Lineage: Eukaryota; Metazoa; Chordata; Actinopteri; Siluriformes; Ictaluridae. The transcript is spliced from 4 exons. Gene Ontology annotation, cellular component: membrane. Bases 75 to 1292 code for a protein of 405 amino acids.